Messenger RNA from Capra hircus (goat), 1887 nucleotides. RefSeq names its product protein phosphatase 1 regulatory inhibitor subunit 11 (gene PPP1R11). Gene Ontology annotation, molecular function: protein phosphatase 1 binding; protein serine/threonine phosphatase inhibitor activity. NCBI's taxonomy places the organism in Eukaryota, Metazoa, Chordata, Mammalia, Artiodactyla, Bovidae. The record is from RefSeq and is a predicted model, not a curated record. The transcript is spliced from 3 exons. Bases 520 to 843 code for a protein of 107 amino acids. Gene Ontology annotation, cellular component: nucleus.
ACCACAGAACGCGUCACACCCGGAAGUAGGGAGCCGGAAGUGGGGUUGGACAGGUUAUCCCCAGGGGUGGGGCAGCGGAGGCCCAGGAGGAGGGGGAAAAAAGAAGGUGGAGGAUCCUGGCUGCUAAUCUGAAUCGAUACCGAUUCUCUUAGACCUCAGAGACACAGAAAAGACAGAAGGCUGCCUCAUCCCCUUUCCUCCGCUUCUCUCUCUUCUCAGCCUUAGCCAUGGCGGAGGCAGGGGCCGGGCUGAGUGAGACCGUCACUGAGACAACGGUUACCGUGACAACCGAGCCCGUGAGAAAGGCUGGGGGCGGUGCUGUUCAGGGGUCUGGGAGAUACCGGGAGGGAAGGGAUAAAGCUUUGGAGAGUUGCUGGAUGGGCUGGGCCUGGGGAUAUGGGAGGAAGUGGGUUUGGGGGAAUCGCAGAGUGUUAGGGAUUUUUUGGUGUGUCAGAGUUGGUGCAGAAGGCUGGUCAAGUGACAUGCAAUAGAGUUAAGAUGUAGGUGAUACUGCUUGGGAUGGUGGUGUCUGAGAACCGGAGCCUAACCAUCAAACUUCGGAAACGGAAGCCAGAGAAAAAGGUGGAAUGGACGAGUGACACUGUGGACAAUGAACACAUGGGCCGCCGCUCAUCAAAAUGCUGCUGUAUUUAUGAGAAACCUCGGGCCUUUGGCGAGAGCUCCACGGAGAGUGAUGACGAGGAAGAGGAGGGCUGUGGUCAUACACACUGUGUGCGGGGCCACCGCAAAGGACGGCGUCAUGCAACCCCGGGACCAAGCCCCACCACCCCUCCCCAGCCUCCCGACCCCUCCCAGCCCCCUCCAGGGCCAAUGCAGCACUAAAUUCCUCGCUCCCCCACCAUUCCUGUGUCUGUCUGGCCCUGAAUGUACUCAUGUGGCUACUCGGGGACUAAACCCACGAUUUGAUCCCUUCUCCAGCCCCCUCCUCCCCUCUCCUCUGCCUGACAGAGGGAAGAGGGAGAGGAAGGUGGACAGAGAUCCUGGAAUUCUGACUUGCUGCUAUUCCAGAACCCAGGCUUCUGGGUUCCCCCAGCCCUCAUUUCUCCUUAGAAUACCCAGCCUCCUCUCUCCAGGGAUCCAGGCAUCUUGAUCCCAAUCUUUUUCCUUUGUUCUCACUGCCAAACUGCCUGUCCUGGGAUCCAGUUAUCUUGGCCCCUUGCACUCUCUACUUGAGUUCCAAACAGCUAAAUUGGGUUUCCAGCAGCCCCAGCUUUCACUGCCAGGGUCCUAGUCAGAUUCCAGGCAAUCUUGCUCCAGCUAUGCGUGUUAAUCCUGGCUUUAGAGCUCUUCCACUAAUGUAUUUAUGUCAUCCUAACUGUUAGUCGUUGCCUGUGGGAUGUGAGGUCUUUUGUAAGACCUCAGGGCUCCUAGCCCUUUCCCUCCUCUCCUGCCCACUUCCCCCAAGCCCUUAAGAGGAGUUAGGAGAGAGGGAGGUCUUUGUCAUUUUCACCUUUAAUGAGAAAUGGAAAAAAGAAAUGGGCAUGUCCUCUCCUCACUGUUCUCAUGUGACUAGGGUUUCUGACAAAACUGGCUCCAAGACUAGUCACUUAGAGCCCACUAUCUCCUCAGCCUUUGGUCUUCCAACUUAGGAGACAGAUCCAACCCGGCCCCGGGGGCCUGGGUCCCUGGGAGAGGAUGGAAAAGGGAGGGAGCCAAGAGAUGCAAUCUCACCCCUUCCUUCCAAGGCCUUGAUGUCUCUCCCAGCCCAGAUGUCCAGCCCUCCCAGCCCUCCCCACCCCUUACUGGGAUCUGGAUAUCGUUUUCCAGGCCUUUUGCUGUGCACGGUUGCAGAGAUCAGUCAAAUCCAUACCACCACUGAGAUCUCAUUUAUUGCCACAAAUGCACAAAAUAAAUAACCCAACAUCA